Messenger RNA from Truncatella angustata, 738 nucleotides. RefSeq lists its product as uncharacterized. Gene Ontology annotation, biological process: regulation of DNA-templated transcription. Bases 1 to 738 code for a protein of 245 amino acids. The record is from RefSeq and is a predicted model, not a curated record. Lineage: Eukaryota; Fungi; Ascomycota; Sordariomycetes; Amphisphaeriales; Sporocadaceae. Gene Ontology annotation, molecular function: DNA-binding transcription factor activity, RNA polymerase II-specific; zinc ion binding. The transcript has 2 exons.
AUGGACAGGCGCAAAAGAGCUUGGAGAGCAUGUCAGAGGUGCAGGCAAAAGAAGACAAAAUGCGAUGGAGAAUUUCCAUGUAAGAGGUGUAAGAAUGAAGGUCUCGUAUGUACAGCAGGUAUAAUAAAGAAGACCGAAUAUAAACGAAUACCUAUGGGUUACGCCGAAGUUUUAGAAAGUACCCAGCUUGCGCUUAUUGCUACUGUCCACAAGCUCUAUGCUAUGGUGCGUAAUGGGCAACAAUGGGAUCUCGCCGAACCUGAGCUCAAUGACCGAGGUCAGCCCAUUAUUCAUAACAUCGCGACGUUGCUCGGGUCCAUUCGAUCCAACGCGGACGCAGACUUGCCUCCGCACACAGUGUUUCCGGAAGAUGAAGGAGGCUUAGCCAAAUUGGCCGCAGAGUUGGAACUACCUCAACAGGAUUCGAACAUGGUACCGAUUAAGUUGGAGACAGAUUUUGCAUGUAGUCGCACAGAGAGAGCAAGCUCGUCUGAGCUUGAUCAUUCUGAUUCCGGGCAAGACUAUCGGAACACAGUGAUGAGCAGCCAGAACGUGCAGCCAGACUAUCCAGAGAGUUUCACAUCGUAUAACGAUUUCUAUACAAACACGGUUCCCACUGAAAUGGAUCCAUCAGCAAUGUUUCCAGUACAAUCCAAUACCAACCCGGCGGCCGUUCCAUCAUGGAAAAUGGCACGGCCUACCCAAUGGGCGUUACUCCCCAACAAUUUUAUACUGUAA